AUGGAGAGUUGUGGUGCUACCAGCAGCGUCAGCAGUGGCGUUGACAACUCGGGCUUCCACCAGGGCGUGGUCACAUGUCCGAAUAAUAACAUCGACCGCACGUCAAUCGUAGUGAGGAUCUUUUUUUAUCUCUUCUCCCUGUUUGUGGCGAUUGGAAACCUUUUUCUGGUCGCCUUCGGACGCCCCGCUUCUAAACAGGAAGAAGCAGCGCCUGUGGCAGGGGGAACAGGAGUAGAAAACAAUCAGGAUGGCGACGCGCUCUCGAAAAAAGACGAUGACUUUUCCAGUGAGAUCUGGAGAACAGCGUCACGUGGCCGGAAGAUUACGCAGAGUAUUGCGCGGGAUAUUAGCACUUUAUUAAGCCUUGAUUCGGCAACAGAUGCCGACAACCCGAGUCAUUCUUUUGGAUCUAGUGAUGGUAGUAACGACGCGACCCAGCGUCGCCGCUUCGCCAACGCCUUGAUACAGGAGCGCCUGGAGCUCGAGAAACCUGAAUCCCUGCGGAGAAAAAUUCGCGUCCACGCAUGCACAUGGAAUGUGGACCGGCAGCAGCCACCAGAGCCCAAGAAGGGCCUGUACGAAUGGCUUCUAGGAAAGAAUCUGACGAACAAAAUUGCAGCUUACCGCGCUGCUCUUAAGAAGGAGCAUAAUUUCUCCACGGAUGAUGUUCCUGCAUUUCCGCUCUCGGAGUUCCCCGACAUUCUGGUCGUGAGUCUGCAGGAGGUCGAGAUGGGCGGCGUCGUCCUUGUCAAAGAGGUCACGGAGACGGGCGUGGCGUGGGCGGAGUGCAUCGUGGACGCGCUUAACAAGAUUGGCGAGCAGCGGGUGUGGUACCGGAAGCUCAAGAUGGUGCAGCUGGUGGGACUCGUGCUCAUCGUGGUGGUGCGCGUCGAGCACGCCAAGUACGUGACGGGCAUCCGCGCGUCCCUCACCCGCACCGGCGCGAUGCGCGGGGUGUGGGGUAACAAGGGCUCCGUCGGCCUGCGCGCCACCAUCUACGGCAAGCGCUUCUUGCUCAUCGCCGCACACUUCGUGCCGCACAAGCACAACGAGAGCACACGAAGCUUCAACUACCGCGCGUCGCUGUGCCACCUUCGCUUCGAGGGCCCGGCGGACGCUGACGACGAGAUCGACGUGCUGCGGACGUUCGACGCCGCCGCCGAGACCCCUGACAUGGCGUACAGUGUGAUUGAGCGACGCUCCACGUGGGAGCGGCUGUACCGCCCGUUCCGCCGCACCACAUCGGGGGCGAGCGAGCGGCGCGUGCUGGAUCGGCACGACUACGUAUUCUUCCUUGGCGACCUCAACUCACGGCUGCACGGUGUCAAGAGAAGUGACAUACUCCGCCUCGUGCGGCGCGGCGCGUACGACCCUCUCAUCUGUCACGACGAGCUGCGGCAAGGCAUGGUGAGCGGCGACACAUUUGACGGUUUUCAGGAGGCGCUCAUUACAUUCCCACCAACGUACAAGUUUGACCGCGGCACAGAUCUAUACGACACAAGCCGAAAGAAGCGCGACCCGGCGUGGUGCGACCGCAUUCUCUUCCGCGUGCUCCUGCCCUGCGAGGAAACUGAUAGUGUGGCGGAAGCUGCUGCAGAAGCAGAAGCAGCAAAAGCAAAACAAGCCACAAGAACAGCAACAGCCUGUGCUCUGUGCAACUCGACGCGGGUCUCGUGUACGUGCCGCCAUGGUGCGUCCAUGCCACACAGCAUGCCGGAGCUCGUGCUGCCACACGCGAGUAUACACGGGCCACUUCUCAGGUCCAGAGACGAUAUCGCGUCGCGGUACACGUCCACCACUUCAAACAGCAGCGAAAGUGGCGAUAUGGGGUCCGGGCACUCAGACACUUUCCUCUGCAGAGCGGGGGCGACUAGUUGGGGUGCCGAGGCUGCGGCAUCAUCAGUGCCACCCGCGGCUUCCCUUACGGAGCAAAAGGUACCAACUUUUCUCUCCAUACGGCGCUCCACGUGCAUGGAUCGGCGCAACAUUACCUUCCCGACGGUGGUGAAUUCGGUGAACGUGUUGGGCUACCACCACGUACCAGUCAUGCGGCAGUCGGACCACCGCCCUGUGUGUGCGCAGUUCGAUGUCUGCGUCCUCUCCCUUCGGCAGGAGUUGGUCGAGGAGUUGCUGAGCAAGGUGCGUGAGCAAAUAGACGAAGAAGUCCAUGAUUACUUUGACUUUUCGUAG
Messenger RNA from Trypanosoma grayi, 2190 nucleotides. RefSeq names its product inositol 5-phosphatase-like protein. Lineage: Eukaryota; Euglenozoa; Kinetoplastea; Trypanosomatida; Trypanosomatidae. The transcript has a single exon. The record is from RefSeq and is a predicted model, not a curated record. Gene Ontology annotation, molecular function: phosphatase activity. Gene Ontology annotation, biological process: phosphatidylinositol dephosphorylation. Bases 1 to 2190 code for a protein of 729 amino acids.